Molecule: messenger RNA, 3302 nt
Organism: Carassius auratus (goldfish)
Lineage: Eukaryota; Metazoa; Chordata; Actinopteri; Cypriniformes; Cyprinidae
Product: parapinopsin-like
Exons: 4
Coding region: 1-1017 (338 amino acids)
Biological process (GO): G protein-coupled receptor signaling pathway; visual perception
Cellular component (GO): membrane
Molecular function (GO): G protein-coupled receptor activity
Source: RefSeq, a predicted model, not a curated record
AUGGCCUCUUUCCCAGAAUUCCAGAAUGACUCGUCUAUCCACGAUGACCCUGGUGCAAGGGUGCCCCUGCCCUGGGCAGGAUUCAUCACUCUGUCUCUCCUCAUGGCCGUGUUCUCCAUCACAGCUGUCGUGUUGAACACUACAGUGAUAGUCGUUACCCUUCGGCACAAACAGCUGCGGCAGCCGCUGAAUUUUGCCCUGGUCAACCUUGCCGUUGCCGACUUGGGCAUCACGUUAACAGGAAGUGUGCCAUCUGUGGUGACCAAUGCAGUGGGCUACUACAUUACAGGACGGGUCGGAUGUGUACUGGAGGGAUUUUGUGUUGCAUUAUUUGGUAUAACAGCGCUGUGCACAGUGGCUCUGAUUGCUGUGGAACGGCUGUUCGUAGUGUGCAAGCCUCUGGGUACCAUCACAUUCCAGACCAAGCACGCCGCUGGAGGACUGGCGUUCUCCUGGCUCUGGUCUCUGAUCUGGAAUACGCCGCCUCUCUUUGGCUGGGGGAGCUACCAGCUGGAGGGAGUCGGCACAUCCUGCGGACCCGACUGGCAGAGUCGAGAUCUCAGAAAUGUGUCUUACAUCAUCUGUUACUUCUCACUCUGUUUUGCUGUGCCAUUCGUCAUCAUUGUGGUGUCGUAUUCAUGGCUGCUCUACACGCUAAGACAAGUAGCUAAGGUCGGUGGCUGUGUAGCUGCGAGGGCGGAGUCUAAGGUGGCGUGGAUGGUGGUGAUGAUGGUGUUGGCGUUCCUCGUGAGCUGGCUGCCGUAUGCUGCUCUGGCUCUAAUGGUCGUCUUCAACCCUGAUGUCCAGUUACCUGUGCUGGUGAAGGUGGUACCCAUAUACAUGGCCAAGAGCAGCACUGUUUACAACCCCCUGAUCUACAUAUACAUGAACAAACAGUUCCAGAAGUUUGCAGUACUACUUCUGAUGUGUGGAAGGGACCCUUGGCCUUCAGAGGACGAUGCUUCUGAAGCUCAGACUGUUGUGUCACCAAUGAACAACAAAAUCAGCCCAGACUGACUUCAUAUUUCACUACGGUCAUGUUAGAGCAUCAUUAAUGUGCUUUUCUGCUAAAAGUGAGAUGGUCUGAUGGAUAUGCUGAUGCUAUUUCUUUCAUGUGUGUGUUUCCUAUUGAAGUUGAGUUGAUAUGUGGCUUGUCGUUUUUUUAAGGCUAAUAGCAUUUCAUUCACAUCACAUCUGGGAUUCACUACUUGCUAAAGCUAUUCAGAACCACUUGGUGUUUGGGAGAGGAAGAUUUUCAUUCUAGACACCAUGUGAUGAUAAAAAUGUGUAUAUUGUACCUUCCUGAAGGAAAGAUGUAUUUUUUUAUUUAUUUUUUUUGGUCAUUGUUUUUUCCCCGACAAAUUUUCCCAGCUCUUAGUUUUGUCAAAUUUUAGGUUGUAUACCAACUUCAUACUGUACUAUACUUCUAGUGCAUUAAAUUGAUCAAAAGUGACAGUAGAGACACCGAAUUUGGUGUUUCUUGAGCAAAUCUGCAUAGUAGAAUUAAUUCUGAAGAGUCAGACAAAUGAAUGCUGAAAAUUUAGCUCUGCAUCCCAGGAAUAAAUUACAUUUCACAAUAUAUUUAAACAGAAAGCAGUUAUUUCAAAUUGUAAUAAUAUUUCACAACAUUGAAGGUUUUACUGUAUAUUUGGUCAAUUAAAUGCAGUUUUGGUGAGCAUUGGAGACUUUAAAUGCUAUAUCAUCUGAUCCCAGAGCCCCAGAUGAAUCUUGCAAUAUAAUCAGAUUAAACCUUUCAUAUUUCCUUCCAAUUAAAGAUGCCUUGACCUACUGAUCUACUGAGAAACUUGUUCAUUAGCUAUUAUUAAUGUCUUUCUGUGGCUACAGAAGUGUUAUCAUAUUAUCAUGUUCUGAAUUGCAGUUCCAUGUUCUUGUACAAAGAAGUGACACAGUUGUUUGUUUAUCCAUAAGUUUAUUCUGUAUUAAUCAUUAGAAAAUAAAAUUUCAGUAUUGAUUCAAAUCAAGUCCAGGCCAAAAUAAAUAGAAAAAAAAAAAAAAAAAAAAAAGGUAUCAAUACAAAACCUAGAGGGAUAUUAUAAGUCAUCUGCUACGAAGAAAACCCCUUUUUAUUUUUCUUCAUGAAAUAGAAACCAUAACAGAGCAAAGAUAAAGACUUUCAAAUGGAGAACAUCACCACGCAUCGUUCCAUUACUUCUGUACAUAUGUUACACUAGAAACUUAUGUUUCCUUACAGCAUUAAUAAGAAAAAGUAUAAUAGUAGUAGCAACAACUCUAGAUGUAAAUGUGAUAAUCAACAGAUGUGGCUCUGAAAACUUGUAUAAUACUUUUUUGAAGGUUUUUUUUUUUUUUUUUUUUUGUCAACAAAUCAACGUUAACGAUACAGAGGAGUGCACCUUUUUUUCCUUCCUUCUUUUUGUCCCAGCACUGAAAGGUGAAAUGUAAAUGACAAAUAUAUUAUCACUAAACUGUACGCACAGUCACAGAAAAAAGUACAAAAUUCGCCCAUCUUGAUACACAAAAUAUGAAUAGAAAACAGGGGAAAACAAAUUGCACAUUACAGUAAUUUGUGCAAAGACGAACAGCAAUGUGCUAAUAGUAAAAUCCCAUUGGUAUAUUAAGAAACCAAAUUUUAUUCUUUCUUUUCAGGAGUCCCUGACACGAGGUAAAAGUUAAGUCUUUAGUUUUUUUUUUUUUUUUUUGAAAAAGUUUUUUCUUUUGUUUAUUAUAUAAAUAAUGCAUAUUUUAUUGUCCUUACCAGUAAUUGCUACGAAUAGUACAAUGUGCCAAGAAUGUGCAUUGGUCCGUUUACAAGAUAUAAGUAUAACUGACAUGAAGACCAGAACACAACAUCUUUUUUUUUUUUUUUUUUUUUUUUCGCACGGAUCAUUUCAGAGAGCCCUUUCAGAUGUGCAGACGCAGUGUUUCAUGACAGUAUUCGGUUGACUGAAAAGCACAGUACUCUUCCAAAACACAAGAGAUCAAUAACACUCAAGCACAAGAAUUUCAACCAGCCCCACGUUUCCCUUUAUUUAAACUUUACUGAAGCUUUACACUUCAAGGCAGUGGCCUUUGCAGUCCAACUUUUAUUUUUUUUGCCCAUUACUUUGUCAAAAAUGUCAAAAGGUCAAUUGAAUUGUAUACCUUGUUGAGGCCUAAGGAUGGAUUUACAACACUUUAUAGGCAAAAAAAACCAAUACACAACAAAAAGGACGCUUCAAAUGUUGAUAUGUUUCCCCUGCACUAAAAGAGGUAUUUCCAGAAGCCAGAGCUGAAGUGAGAGGUGAAAAGAAAGAACAAACGAAAGAGUAAAAUAAAAAAAAUAA